CUACGUUUUUUAAUUUUAUACGAUACAUGUAGGUAGUCAUUUGUGUUUGUCCGAUUGAGCUAUACCUACGUACUUAUACCGUACGGUAUUGUGUUUUUUGCAAUGAAGUCUGCACAAGAAUUAGUGGCAUCGGCGAGAAACGCUUUUAACAAUGGCAAAACGAAAUCGCGGGAGUUUAGGGAAAAACAACUGCAGAAUUUACUGAGACUGGUGGAAGAAAAUGAACUGGAAAUCAUGGAAGUCCUUGCCGACGACUUGAAAAAACCCAAAGCCGAAGCUUGCCUAGCAGAAAUAGCCUACUUAAAAAACGACGUUAAAGGGUACCUCUACAGUUUAAAGGAACUUAUGGAACCGGAAUAUGUCGAAAAACCUCUGCCAAACGUAAUGGAUACAGUUUUAAUCCACCCCGAACCCUAUGGGGUCUGUUUAAUCAUAGGCGCUUGGAACUACCCCAUACAACUGACCUUAUCGCCGCUCACAGCUGCCAUUGCAGCUGGAAACUGCGCAGUCGUGAAACCCUCGGAGGUGGCUCCAGCUUCAGCGAAGCUGAUUAGCAAACUCCUACCGAAAUAUUUGGACAACGAAUGCUACCAUGUGUAUAAUGGCGGGGUAGCCGAAACUACCGAAUUGUUGAAGCAAAAAUUCGAUUACAUUUUCUAUACUGGCUCGCCGGAAGUUGGAAAAAUCGUGUACCAAGCCGCAUCCAAAAAUUUAACUCCUGUUACCUUGGAGUUGGGAGGAAAAUGCCCAGUUUACCUCGAUGAUACAGUAGAUGUUGAAUCUGCAGCUGCUAGAAUCGUUUGGGGAAAAUUUAUGAACGCUGGUCAAACAUGUAUCGCACCAGAUUACCUAAUUUGCACCAAAGAUGUCGAGACAAAGUUUGUCGAAGCUGCAAAAAAGAAAAUCAAGCAAUAUUAUGGCGAAAAUGUCAAAAAAUCGCCGGAUUAUUGCAGGAUUAUCAACAAUAACCAUGCGCAAAGGAUUUUGAAGCUGAUUGAAGGACAAAACAUCGCAGUAGGCGGUGAUCAUGACAUGAGCGAAAGAUACAUAGAGCCCACGAUAAUAACAAACGCCAAACCGACUGAUCCAAUCAUGCAAAACGAAAUUUUUGGUCCGGUGUUGCCGAUACAUACGGUGAAAAACGCUCAAGAGGCUUUACAGUUCGUAAAUUCGCGCGAAAAACCUUUGGCUUUGUACUGCUUCUCCAACGACAAACAAAUAAUCGAUUUGUUUUUGAAUAACACGUCGAGCGGAAAUUUUUUGGCCAACGACGUCGUCAUGCAUUUCUCCUGCGAGACCAUACCUUUCGGAGGAGUUGGCAACAGCGGAAUAGGUUCAUAUCACGGUAAAUUUGGUUUUUACACUUUCUCGCAUAAAAAAGGUUCGAUGCUGAGGUCGAUAAACAAAAUGGGGGAGAUGAUGCAGGGUAUGAGAUACCCGCCCUACACGGAAAACAAAUUGCAAACGAUUUUGACAGCUAUCAAGAAACGUCCACCAAUCCCAGGCGUGAAAUACUUAAAGAGCGGGAUUAUUUUUGCUUUGGGAUUUAUGGUUGCUGUAGGAACAAACUGGUUGUUGCUAAGCAAGGAUAAAAGAGGUCAUUAAUUUUUUGUUUUUUGUGUUUGUUUUUGGUAAUUAAAUAAAUAUUUUUGUUACUCUGGAA
Brassicogethes aeneus is the source of this 1663-nucleotide messenger RNA. The record is from the annotation of a GenBank genome assembly. NCBI's taxonomy places the organism in Eukaryota, Metazoa, Arthropoda, Insecta, Coleoptera, Nitidulidae.